Molecule: messenger RNA, 1912 nt
Organism: Clupea harengus (Atlantic herring)
Lineage: Eukaryota; Metazoa; Chordata; Actinopteri; Clupeiformes; Clupeidae
Gene: rhbdl3
Product: rhomboid-related protein 3-like
Exons: 8
Coding region: 953-1912 (319 amino acids)
Cellular component (GO): membrane
Molecular function (GO): serine-type endopeptidase activity; calcium ion binding
Source: RefSeq, a predicted model, not a curated record
UGGAAUGCUAAAAUAGAUAUUCACACUGUGUUCCCUGUAGCUUGGUGCUUCUAUGUAUAGCUAUCCUAGAUGGGUAACACCUGCUGGCAGACACCACUGGCUUGUGAAGGUACAAUUAGAUGAUUUGAGUUAGCAGUUUGUUUUGCUCUUUGACAGAUCUUUAUUAAGGAAUAUAUGAUGCUGCAUUGAGAACCCAAGUUCUAGUUUUCUUUGCCCUUCAAAUGGAGGUAGGCUAUUAGUAGUAUGGAGCCACCACCGAGUCUGAGGAUGGAGGAGCUGCAGGGCUGCAACCAUGAGGGUGUUGGCAAUAGCCUCCAUGAGCACUCGAUGUGAUGGGUGGAAAGGAGCAUAAACGGGGGAAACCGGUGUUCCUUAAUGAGGGACUGAGGGAGGGGGCGGGUGUCCCUUCCUCCUCUUAGCCAAAAAGCUGUCCCUCGCGGGCGUGUGUAUGCGGCAAUGAUUCGGAUCUGUGGACGAGCUGAACUUUGCCUGUGAGCUGGUUGGACGCUGGCCAGUGCACAGGAAUCGCUGAACCCGAGCGCUUCCGAGACACUGAGAGGUGGGCAGCCAUCCGAGAAGCGCCGCGGUAAACAACAGCAAGUGAGGACAUACGCAGCUUUUUAUGUCUUGGCAUGGAACUUCACCGCUCCCUAUGAAACUCUUCAAAUAAUUCAGCGGGAUAACCAUACAACGAAGUAUUUGACAGCAUUUUGUUGUUGUCGUUGCCUGUGAUAUUUUACACGUAGUCUGACCAACCUCUUCGAAGAUCUUUUCUAACAUGCCCGUCGGUCCUCUUGGAAUCUGUCACUCGCUCAAGUUAAGUGACUAGAACUGUGUGCACCACAUGAGCGGCUAUAUGCACAGCCUGUCUCGGAAAGAACAGCGGAGAAUGGGACUUGUAUAGCACGUUUUUAACUCGAGCGUGGCGGACUGUAAGGAGCUUUCCCUGACGAUGCCAAACGGGGCGCGGGACGUGCAGGUAAACUCCUCUCCGGCGGUUGCAGCUAACGCGGAGGGAGACGAAAUCGAGGUACUGGAAAGCACCGAUGUCCUUCCCGUGGCCCCAGAGGAUCAAUGGAAAUCUCUUUUUGACAAGUAUGACCCAGAGAGCUCAGGCUUCAUCAGCACCGAGCGCUUUCGGGACCUCCUGGCUGCCCACGGCUCAGAGCUGGACCCCAAUAAGCUGGAGGUGCUGCUGGCGCUCGCUGAUGCCAACGGGAAGAUCUGCUACCAAGACUUUGUGAACCUGAUGAGUAACAAGCGCUCCAACAGUUUCCGGCGGGCCAUCCUCCAGGGGAGCCGGCAGCUGAAGGGUGUGAGCCUGAGUGAGGAGGUGGGCCUGGGUCUCUCCCAGAGGCUGGUGCGCCACGUGGCCUAUGAGACUCUCCCCCGCGAGGUCGACCGCAAGUGGUACUUCGACAGCUACACGUGCUGCCCCCCUCCUUGGCUCAUCCUGGCCAUCACCAUCGCAGAGGUGGCAGUCUUCAUUUACUACGGGGUACAGCUGGACCGAUGGGUGCUGCAGGUGUCGUCCCCGGCCUACUUGAGGGGGGCUCUACCGUACCACCCCCGGCUACGGGCACAGGCCUGGCGCUUCAUCACCUACGCCUUCAUGCACACGGGGAUUGAGCACCUCGGGUUGAACAUGGCCAUGCAGCUGCUGGUGGGAGUGCCUCUGGAGAUGGUUCACGGAGCGCUGAGGAUUGGCCUUGUGUACGUGUGCGGCGUUCUCGCAGGUGAGUCGUCGUCGUCGUCCAGCUGUUUGGCCUCGCGGAGUGGUGGUUUGGGGUUUGGUAUGCCGUGUCCUUGGGAUAUGUGGGAGGCUGCUUGUUUAUUCAUUCAUUUUCGUGGAAAUGAAUCAUUUCUUUCUUCCCAAAGUCAGUUUUUAUGCAUUCCAGUGUUUGUGUGUUGA